This is a messenger RNA of Diuraphis noxia (Russian wheat aphid), 657 nucleotides long. RefSeq lists its product as uncharacterized. The record is from RefSeq and is a predicted model, not a curated record. Gene Ontology annotation, molecular function: zinc ion binding; RNA binding. NCBI's taxonomy places the organism in Eukaryota, Metazoa, Arthropoda, Insecta, Hemiptera, Aphididae.
AAUUGAUGCGUCUGCCACUUACAUUGGUCGUUUGCACAAUUGCGAUUGCCACAAAUCACAAUUGUACAAUUGUACCUACUGACUAGUGACUACAACUGACUACUUAWUAGCAUUUUCACAUUGCAGUAUUGCACAAUAUUUCUGUCGGCUUUUUAGUUUAUCUACAUUUUUUAUUAUUUUCGUAUAAUUUAAUUUAGUGAGUUUUCAAUCCAAAGAAUUCGUUCGAAACGUUGUCCAUCAGUAAAAUUGAAGUUCAUGUGUGGUAGGAAACGCAUAACUGAAUAUAGUGAGACUGCACCAUGUCAAGAAGCAAGAGCCGUAGUCGCUCUAAGAGCAGAAGUCGCAGCCGUUCGCGCAGCCGUAGGACAUCACGCAGCUAUUCUAGAAGCCGUUCGGGGUCAAGUCGCAGCCGCAGUCGCAGCAGGAGCAAGACGCCAGUCGAUAAACACAGGCUCCAUGUCAGAGACAUUGGAAGCAGCAUAACGAGACGUGAUAUUGAAAAAGAGUUUGAACGAUAUGGUACAUUACUUGAAGUAUGGAUGUCAAGAACCAGACCAAGUUUUGCAUUUGUUGUAUACAAAAGAGAUAAAGAUGCAGCCGAAGCACAAAAACGUACUAAUGGAAUGUAAGUUGUGGGAAAUAAUAUUCAAUAAUUAA